Trifolium pratense (red clover) is the source of this 2608-nucleotide messenger RNA. RefSeq names its product polyubiquitin-like. The transcript is spliced from 2 exons. The coding region runs from base 228 to 2285 and encodes 685 amino acids. The record is from RefSeq and is a predicted model, not a curated record. NCBI's taxonomy places the organism in Eukaryota, Viridiplantae, Streptophyta, Magnoliopsida, Fabales, Fabaceae. Gene Ontology annotation, molecular function: protein tag activity; ubiquitin protein ligase binding. Gene Ontology annotation, biological process: modification-dependent protein catabolic process; protein ubiquitination. Gene Ontology annotation, cellular component: cytoplasm; nucleus.
AUGACUGAUGAACAAAUCUCCUUUAAAAAAAACGUAAAAAAAAAAGAAAAAGAAAAAAAAACAAAUCUCCUUUAAAAAUAGUUGAUAAAAAAAACUAUCGCCAACCCAAAGGCGGUUAAAUUUGUGCUAUAAAAGCGAAAGCCCCUUAACAAAAAAUUCAAUUUCAAAUUCUAGUUUUCGCUUUCGUUGAAGAAAAAAGAAAUCCCUAGCACACAGAAAUAUUCAAGAUGCAAAUCUUUGUUAAGGCGCUUACAGGCAAGACCGUUACUCUCGAAGUUGAGAGUUCAGAUACCAUAGACAAUGUUAAGGCCAAGAUUCAAGAUAAGGAAGGGAUCCCAUCAGACCAGCAGCGUCUGAUUUUUGCUGGAAAGCAGCUGGAGGAUGGGCGUACCCUUGCUGAUUACAACAUCCAAAAGGAGUCCACCCUCCAUUUGGUGCUCCGUCUUCGUGGUGGUAUGCAAAUCUUUGUGAAGACUCUCACCGGAAAGACCGUCACCCUGGAGGUUGAGAGUUCGGAUACGAUAGAAAAUGUCAAGGUCAAGAUUCAAGACAAGGAAGGUAUUCCACCAGACCAGCAAAGGCUGAUUUUUGCUGGAAAACAGCUUGAGGAUGGCAGGACAUUAGCUGAUUACAACAUCCAGAAGGAAUCCACCCUUCAUCUUGUCUUGCGACUUCGUGGUGGUAUGCAGAUUUUUGUUAAGACGCUUACAGGCAAAACGAUUACUUUGGAGGUUGAGAGCUCAGAUACGAUUGACAAUGUUAAGGCCAAGAUUCAAGACAAGGAGGGUAUUCCCCCAGACCAGCAAAGGCUGAUUUUUGCCGGAAAGCAGCUGGAAGAUGGCCGAACCUUGGCCGAUUACAACAUCCAGAAGGAAUCCACCCUUCAUCUUGUCUUGCGACUUCGUGGUGGUAUGCAGAUUUUUGUUAAGACCCUUACAGGCAAAACAAUUACUUUGGAGGUUGAGAGCUCAGACACGAUUGACAAUGUAAAGGCCAAGAUUCAAGACAAGGAGGGUAUUCCCCCAGACCAGCAAAGGCUGAUUUUUGCCGGAAAGCAGCUGGAAGAUGGCCGAACCUUGGCCGAUUACAACAUCCAGAAGGAAUCCACCCUUCAUCUUGUCUUGCGACUUCGUGGUGGUAUGCAGAUUUUUGUUAAGACCCUUACAGGCAAAACAAUUACUUUGGAGGUUGAGAGCUCAGACACGAUUGACAAUGUAAAGGCCAAGAUUCAAGACAAGGAGGGUAUUCCUCCAGACCAGCAAAGGCUUAUUUUUGCUGGAAAGCAGCUGGAAGAUGGCCGAACCUUGGCCGAUUACAACAUCCAGAAGGAAUCCACCCUUCAUCUUGUCUUGCGACUUCGUGGUGGUAUGCAGAUUUUUGUUAAGACGCUUACAGGCAAGACCAUUACUUUGGAGGUAGAAAGCUCAGACACAAUUGACAAUGUGAAGGCCAAGAUACAAGACAAGGAGGGUAUUCCUCCAGACCAGCAAAGGUUGAUUUUUGCCGGAAAGCAGCUGGAAGAUGGUCGAACCUUGGCCGAUUACAACAUCCAGAAGGAAUCCACCCUUCAUCUUGUCCUUCGUUUGAGGGGAGGCAUGCAAAUCUUUGUAAAGACAUUGACAGGCAAGACCAUUACUUUGGAGGUAGAGAGCUCAGACACAAUUGACAAUGUGAAGGCUAAGAUACAAGACAAAGAGGGUAUCCCUCCAGACCAGCAGAGGCUCAUUUUUGCUGGAAAGCAGCUUGAAGAUGGCAGAACUCUUGCUGACUAUAACAUCCAGAAAGAGUCAACUCUUCACCUUGUCUUGCGUCUUCGUGGUGGUAUGCAGAUUUUCGUGAAGACUCUUACCGGAAAGACUAUUACCUUGGAGGUAGAGAGCUCAGACACUAUUGACAAUGUGAAGACCAAGAUACAGGACAAAGAAGGUAUUCCCCCAGACCAGCAAAGGUUGAUAUUUGCUGGAAAGCAGCUUGAAGAUGGCCGGACUUUGGCUGAUUAUAAUAUUCAGAAAGAGUCCACGCUUCACCUUGUCCUUCGUCUGAGGGGAGGUAUGCAAAUCUUUGUGAAGACGCUGACCGGAAAGACCAUUACCUUGGAGGUAGAAAGUUCAGACACAAUUGAUAAUGUGAAGUCAAAAAUACAGGAUAAGGAGGGAAUCCCACCAGAUCAGCAGAGGUUGAUCUUUGCUGGGAAGCAAUUGGAGGAUGGUAGGACUCUUGCUGACUACAACAUUCAGAAGGAGUCUACUCUUCAUCUUGUUUUGCGCCUUCGCGGUGGAUUUUAAUUUUGUCAAUGUUGCUUGUCAUGUGUUGAAGUUCUACUACAGUUAUCUUUAGUUUUCAUGUUUUCAGAACUUGGAUAUUGGGUCCAUAAUGGCCCUGGAAUACUAUCGUUUGAUUUGGUUUGUGAUGAUUCUGUUCUUCUAGUUUUACCUAAUGAAUGUGAACAAAUUUAGUAGUAAUUAAGUUCUAUUUGUUGUGUUUUAUAAAGCCAAUCCUUGAUAGUAAUUAAGUUCUCUUUGUUGUCUUUUAUAAAGCCAAUCCUUGAUAGUGAUUACUGAUUAGUGAAUAUGCAGAAAAACAUUGAAUGAAGUUUUUUUCUUCAUUU